Messenger RNA from Gilbertella persicaria, 425 nucleotides. RefSeq lists its product as uncharacterized. The transcript is spliced from 2 exons. The record is from RefSeq and is a predicted model, not a curated record. NCBI's taxonomy places the organism in Eukaryota, Fungi, Mucoromycota, Mucoromycetes, Mucorales, Choanephoraceae. Bases 120 to 332 code for a protein of 70 amino acids.
GACUUAAUUCCUAACAAGACAGAGGUUGAGUUGUUUUUUUCUUUUUAUUCCAGAACUAGAAACUACCUCUUCAAGUUGAGAUUUGACUUGUUGAAGUGCAGUUGACGAUCUGUCCUUUAAUGUGUUGCAAAGAAAAAAAGAAGAGACUCAUCAUCUCAAGGCGUUUAAUUUUUUUUUUUUGCGUUUUUUUUCACAGUCAGACUGUACACACACACACAUUUAACAUCACACUUUUAGGGCACGAAUACCUGAUGUCUUGGUUGUUUAAACACUCAGUUUUCAGGCACCAUAAUCAUGUGAAACAAAUCGUUCUCGGUACUUUGUUGCCAUGACAACGCUAAUUUCAGCUCAAAAAGAAGACGUGGCCUUAAAAAAUUAAGCGGCACAUCUUCUGGAUGUAUUGCUCAAGUAAUAUAUAUUUUAGA